Messenger RNA from Diaporthe batatas, 3052 nucleotides. RefSeq lists its product as uncharacterized. Gene Ontology annotation, molecular function: N-acetylglucosamine-6-phosphate deacetylase activity. Bases 112 to 2979 code for a protein of 955 amino acids. Lineage: Eukaryota; Fungi; Ascomycota; Sordariomycetes; Diaporthales; Diaporthaceae. The record is from RefSeq and is a predicted model, not a curated record. The transcript is spliced from 2 exons. Gene Ontology annotation, biological process: N-acetylglucosamine catabolic process.
CUAUUUCCAUCCCCCUCCCUAACAACCAUCUGCAGACUGCAGGUCAGUGAAAAAGCCCGAGGUAUCGGGCAUCGGUUGUGAGCCUGGAACAUUCAAUCCACGGAAGGAAACAUGGAUGCGGAAAAGAACGGGUUGCCGCCGUACAGCGCUGUCGCUGGUUCGCCGGAGCAGCCAUGGCUCCAGCAGGGCCGACGGCAUGUGCGACGCUCGCGUGCAGUGCGGCUGAUGGCGCUGUCAUUCCUGGCCUUCAUCGUGUACGCCCAGUGGAGGCAGAUUCCGGCUUCUCCAAACGGCGACAGCCAGGGCGUGUCGCUCAAUGGCCUGUCCAUAUCGAAGCUUCAGGCCGACCUUGCUGUCUGCUCGAAGCUGCGCACGAAACCCAGCGACCCAAUCGGCCUGGGCCGUGAGCGUAACGCCAGAUAUAUUGAUGGCCACAAGCCCACGCUCAUACGCAACGCCAAAGUCUGGGUUGGUGAACCAGUCGAGGGCACGUCUCCCGAGGCCGCACGGGCUGGACAAGGCUGGGAGUGGAUCGAUGCCGACGUCUUCUUGGAACAUGGCCUCAUCAAGGAGGUCGGAAAGGAUAUUGCUCUUGCAAACCUGCCCAAGGAUACCAUCACCUGGGAUGCAAAGGGACGACAGCUCACUGCCGGUGUUAUCGAUAUGCACAGCCAUUCUGGAGUCGACUCCCUACCAGAACUGAGAGGAAACAGCGAUGUCAAUGAGAUGUCUUCGGAUAUUACGCCCUACGUCCGCUCAAUCGAUGGGAUUCAGCCUACGGACCACCAAAUCCAAGUCAUCAAGUCCGGCGGCGUGACAACUAGCCUGGUCCUCCCUGGAUCCGGAAAUAACAUCGGCGGCGAGGCAUAUGUGAUCAAGCAUGCAGUAGGCAAGCCCGACGGCCGCGAGGAGAUCAGCGCCGAGGACAUGCUCGCAGACCCAGACAGGAAUUGGAGAUACAUGAAGAUGGCCUGCGGCGAGAAUGCCAAGCGCGUCUAUGGAAAGGUUGGGGAAAGGGGUCCGGUCAGCAGGCUGGGUGAGUCCUGGGAGUUCCGACACGCCUUCGAGCAGGCGGCGAAGGUCAACCGUGAGCAGGACGACUGGUGCAACGCUGCGGAUGCCCUGGGCGUGGAGAACAUGCACUCCUACCUCCCACAGGAUCUGAAGUGGGAAUCCCUGGCGGCUGCGUUGAGGGGACAGGUGCACAUCAACACCCACUGCUACACCAUUCCAGACCUGGAGGCAAUGGUGGAUCACACAAAUGAGUUUCAGUUCCCCGUGCGAGCUUUCCAUCACGCGCAUCAGACGUUCCUCGUGCCCGAGAUUCUCAAACGCACGUGGGGAGGCCGACCUCCUGCGUCAGCCAUCUUCGCCACCAAUAUGUACUACAAGGCGGAGGCUUACAUCGGAUCCGAGUACGCUGGGAAAGUUCUGUACGAGGAAGGUCUCACGCCGGUCUAUGUCAGCGACAACCCGGUCUUGAAUGCCCAGCACGUCAUCUUCGAGGCGGCCAAAGGCUACAAAUUCGGUCUGCCUUACCAUGCUGCCCUGGCUGGUGUAACGAGUGAGCCUGCCGAUCUUCUCGGUCUCGGGAAGAGGCUUGGAAAGAUCAAGCCUGGGUACGACGCCGACGUUGUGGUCUGGGACAGCGAUCCGUUGAGUGUCGGAGCGACUCCUGUCCAGGUCUGGAUUGACGGGACUAGCCAGUGGGACGACCCAGUCGAGCUGAAGAAGCCCGUUACUGCGCCUCUCGUGCCCGACUCGGCCCUCAACAAGACGAACGAGGAGACGGCGCAGCUCAAAGAUGUCCUCUUCACCGGUGUAUCCAAGGUGCUUCUCUCUGGCUACGACAAGGUUGCCAGCUCUGAAGAGACAUUCACCGUCGCCGUAUCUGGAGGUAAGAUCACCUGCUUCGGGCCUUGCGAAGCCGAACUGCACUCCGCCACCACCGCAGGCACCAAGGUGAUCCACCUCAAGAACGGCUACCUGACCGAUAGCUUCAUCGCGUUCGGGUCAACAAUCGGCCUCAACGAGAUCGAUGCCGAGUCGAGCACGGACGACGGUGACAACUCGGACGUAUUCAGCCGCGCCGCGGACGGGCUGGCCCUCGACAACAAGAAGCUCAAGGUCGCGCACGAGUUCGGCGUCACGCGGGCCAUCACGGCGCCCAAGUUCGCAGGCGGGUCCAACGUUGCGCGGCAGGGCGUGAGCGUGGGCUUUUCCACGGGCGCCAGGACCGCCCUGGACGAGGGCGCCGUGUGGGCCGACGACGUUGCGGUGCACUACACGCUCAGCCUGGCCGCCAAGAGGGGCAAGACUCCGUCCAUCUCAAGCGCCGUCGGGGCGUUCCGCCGUAAGCUACUUGAUGCCCUCAACUCCACCGAAGAGGCCAAGGACUCGUACUCGGAGGAGGCGUACCUGAAGAAGGUUGUCGCGGGCGACCUGCCACUCGUGGUCACCGUCCACAGCGCGGACGCCAUCGCGUCAAUCCUGAAGGUGAAGCAGGUGGUCGAGAAGGAGGGCGCCAAGCUCCGGCUGUCCAUCAUCGGCGGCGCUGAGUCCUGGAUUCUCGCCCACGAUCUGGCUGCCGCCGGCGUCGGCGUCGUGCUUGCUCCUGCGGAUAGCUACGCCAGCGAGUGGGACCAGCGCCGUGCGCUCUCUGGCGCGCCCUUGACUAACGGUACGGCCAUUGACAAGCUGAUUGAUGCUGGCGUGGUCACUGCCAUUGGGCUGGAGGAGGACUGGAUCAUCCGUGAUCUUGCUCUGUUGGCAGGCCGGGCUUAUAGGAAUGGCGAAGGGCGGCUUAGUGAGAAGGAUGCCCUGGCACUCAUUUCAACGAAUGUGUAUAAGAUGCUGGGUAUCGAGGUGCCAAAGGCGAAGCAGGGCCAUUUCAUAGUGUCUGAAGGCAGUCCACUCGAAAUAGGAUCCAGGGUCAAGGCUGUUGGUGGUGGGCUUGGGAGGGUCUCUGUGUUUGAGUAGUGUGGCGGUGACCGGGCAAGAAUAGUGUGCGCUUUUGAUCAUCACAAGAGAAUUUGAAAUCCAUAUUAUCUGA